CUUCACGCGCUUCUCGAAGCUGCAGGGCGCAUCAACUACCACGUAAUCGCCUUGCAGGAAACAAAGUCUAGGAAGACGGACAGGCAGUUGAGUGAUGGCACACUUAUCAUUCGUGGUAAAAAAGUUCAAUCACGGAACGUUGGAGGCGUUGGACUUGUCGUACACCCAUCUGUUGUCCAUCUUGUCAAUUCGCAUGAGAUCCUAUUACCUCGCCUGGCGUGGAUGACUUCAAUGCGAAAAUCGGGAUGCCAGAAGAAGGGGUACACAGGAUUGGGAGAUUUGCACCUCCGAAAUGAGAACAGUAACCGUCUUGUUGGGCUCUUAUCCACCGCACGACUUUUUCGUGGCAACUCCAUCUUCAUGAAGAAAGAACACCGGCAGUGGACGUGGGAGUCACCUAACGAUACGACUCAUGCAGAGAUCGACAACAUUCUCACCAACCGAAGGUGGUGCUUACGGACGCCUCAGUUGUACCAUCCUUCAGUGGUAGCUCAGAACACCGCCUCCUUCGAGCAAAAUUGCGAUUCAGCCGAAAGCUGA
This is a messenger RNA of Strongylus vulgaris, 540 nucleotides long. Lineage: Eukaryota; Metazoa; Nematoda; Chromadorea; Rhabditida; Strongylidae. The record is from the annotation of a GenBank genome assembly.